Guillardia theta CCMP2712 is the source of this 690-nucleotide messenger RNA. RefSeq lists its product as hypothetical. The record is from RefSeq and is a predicted model, not a curated record. Bases 292 to 651 code for a protein of 119 amino acids. NCBI's taxonomy places the organism in Eukaryota, Cryptophyceae, Pyrenomonadales, Geminigeraceae. The transcript is spliced from 13 exons.
CCUCCAGCAGAUCCAGGAGCUCACCUUCGUACCCAUCAAGUUCGUCAAAAUCGAGCUGGAGUAUCGACCAGAGUUCCACGAAAGGUUCUCAAAGGACGUACCCAACGGCAUGCCGUGUGGGAACUACAGCGUCAACUACUUGCACAUGGGACGGUUCUUCCAGUACACCUUGUUCCGUCAUCCCGCUGUCGCCGAGUACGACUACCUGUGGCGACUGGACGCAGACUUGGAGACGCGAUUGGGGAUCCCGUGCGAUGUCUUUGAGGUUUCACUCCGAAGCAUCUGGAGGUCAUGCCCCCGCAAAGCGCGUACAUCGGGAUCUGGGGAGUCUUCCAGAUGAGCUUCUGGAAGUCAGACAAGGUCAUGGCCUUCAGCGACUACAUGGACAGCACGGCCCUCGCCUACACCAACAGGCUCGGGGAGCAGGCAUACUACGUCCUAGCAACAGGGCUGCUGGUGUCUCCAGCUGCUCUGCACCAGUACGCCGGGCUCGGGCCCUUCAUGCACAGAGGCAACGAGAUCAUCAUGGGAAGGAGGGAAGUGAACGGAUUUAACUUGAUAAGGGACGACGUGUUCUGCCCUGAAGCAAGCAAGUGGGACUGCAACGAAAUCUUUGAAUGUGUGGAGAGGACGGUUGCACCCGACAUGUGAGAUAGCGAUCACGAGCAUGAGGAACGGCGAGAUGUCAGG